ACGGAUACGCUUGUUCCGACGGCACAACGAAGAGGGCUCGACGUAUAGUGGUGGGAAAUAACACUGUGGACUAUUUUUCAGUUGUUGUCAGUGUUCUGUGUUACUGUGCAGUGUGGUGGACGUGAAAAAAUAAACAUGAAGCCACUAUUUUCAAUAGUGGUCACCAUAUGCCUGGUGCUCGCCGUCAGAGCCGAAAGCGAAAAACUCAAGCAAGGUAAAGAGCCCGCACAUGAAGCCGAACCAAGCGACCCUCAAGCGAGGAAAGAACGCUGCAGCGCUUGUGCGCCAAACGCUAAGCUAAACCUCAAAAACCCUAAAGAACUGCUUGCAGCGAUACAGCAGCUGCCUGGUGAAUUACACACACAACAGACCUUUGAAGGAUGCUCGUCUGACAAAGGCUGUGCUGGCAUCAAAGUCAAAGAUGGUCAAGUUAUCCAGAAAUUUGGAAACCUAGAAGCAUUCAAGCAAGCAGCUGCUCAGGAUACUGCUAACGAAUUUAAUUUCCACGAAGCUGGAAGCAGCGUAUUCCAGAAAGGCGGCCCUUUCUGGUGGGCGGGUAAGAACUCUCCCUUCAAAAAUUCCGGAGCCGCUUACGAGAAAUUCAGUAAAACCAGCUCUAGCUACACCAGUACUGGAGGUGGUGUCGAUUUCUCCUCAAACCCUUUCUUGAACGGUGACUUCUCAAAGCUUUCCGGAGGUUUCAGCAGUGCUGGUGGUGCGAGCGCUGGUGGUGCCGGCGCUGGUAGCGUUGGAAUCGACAAAUUCCAAUCAUCUUCAUCAUCUUUUGAGUCAUCGUCAUUCGGCAAAGGCCAAUUGGAUCUCUCCCAAAAUCCAUUCUUGAACGGAGGAGCUGGUCAAUUCGGUGGACAAUCUGGAUCCGGCGCACAAAGCGGAUUCGGCGCGCAAGGCGGAUCCGGAGCACAAAACGGAUUCGGCGCGCAAGGCGGUUUCGGCGCUCAAGGCGGAUCUGGCGCACAAAGCGGUUUCGGCGCGCAGAGCGGAUUCGGCGCGCAAGGUGGAACUGGCGCACAAAGCGGAUUCGGCGCACAGAGCGGAUUCGGCGCGCAAGGCGGUUCUGGCGCACAAAGCGGAUUCGGCGCGCAGAGCGGAGCUGGUUUCUCUGACUCCACCCAGGGCUACGUCGGAUCUUCUCCGAGCCCAUUCUCAGCCUCUACAGCUGGGUCGAACAUUAACCUUAUCCAGAAUGGUCAGAAAGGUUUUGGUUAUGAACAGAACGUUGAUGAAGCAUUCCAGAGCACCGGUAAUGUGCUAGGAUCUGACCAGGGAGACUUGACCCAGACCUGCGCAGGCCAGGGGUACGUGUGCGUGCCCAGGGCCCAGUGCAACAACGGUGUCGUCAACGCGAAUGGAGCCAACAUCCUGCAAGCCAACACUCAGAAACAAUACUGCAACCUGCGAACGGAAAUCUGCUGCAGAAUCGAAGUCUCCUCCCUAUCAGGCGCCAAUGGCGUCUCAGGAUCCGGCCUCGGAAUAGAUUCCGCCACCUUCUCCGGCUCGAACCAAGGGUCUGGUCUUUUCUCUGGUAGCCAAGGCUUCGGAAGCUCUUCAGGCUUCGGCAGUUCGAGCUUUGGUUCCAGUUCCAAUAACGGUUAUGGAUCCAGCGUUGGCACAACAUUGGCCCCUACCAGUCCAGGAAGUUUCAGCUCCAGCCAGCCUAACUUCAUCGACACUGAUGCUUUCGCUUCUGGCAGCGAGUUUAGGCCUGGCGCAACUGGCUUGAAGCCUGGCAUCCCCUACCUUCCCCCUGUUGAUAGCUCCAACAGCCCAAGCAACAUCGUUCCCUCAACAGUCUACCCUACGUCUUUUGUGACCACUCCCAGGCCAAUCACUCCUCGCCCAUUCACAACGCCUAAACCGACGUACCUUCCUCCCGUCCCGUCUACUUCCGCUCCAGGAUAUUUACCUCCAAUCGAUGAGUCUCCCCUUCCUUCCAAUCCCAAAGAGGUAAUAGUGCCACCUUACACUGAGGGAGGCAUUAUCCUCGAACAGAACCGUCCGGGGACACCCAGGCCCUUCAUUCCCGGACCUUCUCCAAGUGAAAUUCCUGCCGGAUGUGCCGCCGCUCUGAAAUGUACCCCGAUUGAGUUCUGUACUGCUGAUGGCAUCAUCUCAAACACAUCUGUCUUCUUGACUAGGGAACAGGAGAACUACAGAGUUCCGUUGACGGAUUGCAAAGACAUUGAAAGCGGCCGCAUUGGCAAGUGUUGCCGUGAUCCGUUUUACACGGACCCCUGGCCAACUAACCAACUCGGAAGAUGGGUGCCCGGAGUGUUCGGUGGAAACGACGGUAAAUACGUUCCGGAUAGCAGACAGAGCCCGAGUAACAACCCAAGGCCCCAAGUGACUGCCAGGCCACCUAACGCUGGAACUACUCUCUUACCAGUCUUUAGGGGCACAGAGGUACCACCACCAGGCUAUGGCAACACCCCAGUAUUCCCAGGAACUACCGUAUCACCAACACCUGUCGGACCAGGACAAUAUGGCCAACAAGGUAUUGGAUUAAUUGGCCAACAAGGAAUUGGUGCAGUCGGUGUAGGAAAUCUCGGACAAGGCGUCAAACAGGGUGUUGGUUUUGGAUUCAACCAAGGUGUCGGAAAAGGCAUUAGGACGGGAGUCGGACAGGUGACCAUCGAUGGUACUAGAGUAAAUCAAGGUUUCGGAGGCUUUGGACAAGACCAGGGUUUCGACCAAUCCACUCUUCAGGGAGUCCAGACCAGCAAGGGCGUUGGAGUUCAGACGGGCACUGGUUACGGCGUCAGACAGGAAGGCGGUAUCGGCAUCUCACAAGGUAGUGGUCUCGGAGUUCGCCAGGGCACUGGAUUCGGUCUCAACCAGGGCGGUGGUGUUGGAGUGAGGCAAGGAAGUGGACUGGGCGGAAGACAAGGUGCUGGAAGCGGCCUCGGAGUUCGGCAGGGAGGUGGUUUUGGAGCCACUCAGGCUGGAGGCUUCGGUACAAAUCAAGGCGGUGGCUUAGGGCUCAAUCAAGGUGGUAUAGGUGGAGUAAGACAAGGUGCGGGCGUCGCUGGCAGCCAAGGAGGGCUUGGGGUAAGACAGGGAGGCGGCGUAGGGAUUAAUCAGGGCAGUGGUCUCGGAGUGGCUCAGGGGGGAGCCGGAGUGAGACAAGGCUCCGGUCUUGGCAUUAGUCAAGGUAGUGGCCUGGGGGCUACCCAGGGGAGUGGUUUCGGCGUAAGACAAGGCGCAGGAUUCGGUGCUAGUCAAGGCAACGCAUUAGGAGUUGCCCAAGUUGGCGGACUCGGCGGAAGACAAGGCUUUGGUACUCAAGGCUCCAAUGUUGCCAACAGCCAAGGAUUUGGGGCCCGAGGCGCUGGAUCUGGUAUCGGUCAAGGAAGUUUAGGCAGCCAAGCAGGGGGAUUCGGUGCCCAAGGCGGCCUUGGUGCUCGUCAAGUGGGCUUUGGUGGUCAAGUUGCCGGAGCCGGAGGAUUUGGUGGGCAAGGUGCCAGAGCCGGAGGAUUUGGUGGCCAAGGAGCCGGAGCCGGAGCCGGAGGCUUCAGAGGACAAGGAGCGGGUGCGGGAGGAUUUGCUAGCCAAGGAGCCGGUGCCGGAGGUUUUGCUAGCCAAGGGGCGGGUGCCGGAGGUUUCGCUGGCCAAGGAGCGGGAGCCGGUGGAUUUACCGGGCGAGGGGCGGGAGCCGGAGGUUUUGCAGGCCAAGGAUCCGGAGCAGGAGGUUUUGCUGGCCAAGGGGCGGGAGCUGGAGGGUUCGCAAAUCAAGGAGCGGGAGCUGGAGGGUUCACAGGUCGAGGGGCGAGUGCGGGAGGAUUUGCAGGCCAAGGAGCAGGAGCGGGAGGGUUCGCAGGCCGUGGUGCAAGUGCUGGUGGGUUCUCUAGCCAAGGGCUGGGAGCUGGGGGAAUUAGUGGGCAAAGAGCGGGUGCUGGAGGUUUCACAGGCCAAGGCGCAGGAGCUGGAGGGUUUGCUGGCCAGAGCGCUGGAGCAGGAGGGUUUGGGGGUCAAGGAAUAGGUGCCGGAGGGUUCGGAGGGCAAGCAGCGGGGGCUGGAGCCUUCGGAGCUCAAGGAGCGGGGGCUGUAGGGUUCCGAGGCCAAGGAAGCCAAGGAUUCAACCAGGGUGGCAGCUUAGGCGCUAACCAAGGGGGUGCUGGCGUAAGACAGGGCGGAGGAUUCGGGGCAUCCCAGGGCCAAGGAUUUGGACUCAACCAAGGAUUUGGAACCGGCGUGAGGUACCAAACUGGACAACGUUUGGUCCAAGGUGUUGGCCAAAAGGAGGUCGGAGGAGGAAUCUACACCAUCAACCAGGGCGGAUUCGGAGUGGAGAAUGAAUACAGCGAGUCCACAUACAGAGUGUUCCUCCAACGUUACUCUGGUUCUGGCCAAUGUGGAUUGUUGAAACCCCAAAAACCAUACGGAAACCGCAACGAGCUCGAGGUGGACUUCGCUGAGAUCCCCUGGCAAGCGAUGGUGCUACUGCAGACGAACAGGAGCCUGCUGUGCGGCGGUGUCAUCACCAGGCCUGAGGUGGUCAUCACUUCCGCUUCCUGCGUUGAUGGGCUUGACGCCAAGAACGUCCUCAUCAAAGGAGGCGAAUGGAAACUUGGAAUCGACGACGAGCCCCUUCCAUUCCAAAUCGUCCAGGUCAAGACCAUCAUCCGCCACCCUGAGUACCAGAGAGGCAGCCUGAAAUACGACGUGGCCAUCCUCGUCCUAGCAGAGAACCUCAGAUUUGCCAACAACAUCCAGCCGAUCUGCCUGCCGAGCCAGUCUGAUACCUUGGACGCGUUCUAUAACGGCGCUGGCGAAUGCAUUGUCUCUGGAUGGGGCAAGACUGUUCUGCAGGCCCAUCUCCAAGGCAGCAUUAUGCACGCCCUGAACGUCUCUCUGGUCAACCCUGGCGAGUGCCAAGCCAAGCUGUCGUCGGACUACCCGCAUCUCUUGGAGCAGUACGACCAAGACAGCUGCGUGUGUGGCCAGCCCACUAACCCUCUCAACAACAUCUGUAAAGUGGAUAUCGGAAGCGCUCUCGCCUGCACCACAGGUGACUCCCACUUCGUUCUCCGUGGAGUAUACUCUUGGGAUUCCGGCUGUCAAAUCGGCAACCAGAUCGCUGGUUUCUACAAAUUCGACAUCGAAUGGUACGAGUGGGCUAUUGGGUUGAUCGAGAGCGUUCGUUUCGCCAAAUACACCAAGGUGACCGUGGGCAAGGUCGGCACAGUGUCCACAGUAAAGACCACGCAGUAUACCACCGGCGUUAAAACCACUGGAGUCAAAGAGAUCUCCAAUGUAGGUGGUUCCGGCAAGAUUGGACAAUUCUCUCAAGUUACUGGACAAGCACAAAAAGGCGCCGUCGGACAAAUUGGAAUUGGCGGUCAAACUGUAACAAAAGUCAGUCAAGGUUUUGGACAAGCACAGACUGGUGGCGUCGGACAAAUCGGAAUUGGCGGUCAGACUGUAACAAAAGUCAGUCAAGGUUUUGGACAAGCACAAAAAGGCGGCGUCGGACAAAUCGGAAUUGGCGGCCAAGGACAAUUUGGUAUCACUGGUCAGACUGUCACAAAAGUUAGUCAAGGCUUUGGACAAACACAGACUGGUGGCGUCGGACAAAUCGAAACUGGCGGUCAAGGACAAUUUGGUGUCAAUGGUCAGACUGUCACAAAAGUUAGUCAAGGCUUUGGACAAACACAGACUGGUGGCGUCGGACAAAUCGAAACUGGCGGUCAAGGACAAUUUGGUGUCACUGGUCAGUCUGUCACAAAAGUUAGUCAAGGUUUUGGACAAGCACAGACUGGUGGCGUCGGACAAAUCGAAACUGGCGGUCAGACUGUAACAAAGGUCAAUCAAGGUUUUGGACAAGCACAAAAAGGCGGUAUCGGACAAUUCGGAAUUGGCAGUCAAGGACAAUUUGGUGUCACUGGUCAGACUAUCACAAAAGUUAGUCAAGGCUUUGGACAAGCACAGACUGGUGGCGUCGGACAAAUCGAAACUGGCGGUCAGACUGUAACAAAGGUCAGUCAAGGUUUUGGACAAGCACAAAAAGGCGGUGUCGGACAAUUUGGAAUUGGCAGUCAAGGACAAUUUGGUGUCACUGGUCAGACUGUCACAAAAGUUAGUCAAAGCUUUGGACAAACACAAACAGGAGGCGUCGGACAAUCUGGACAAGCUGGAAUUAGCGGCGUUGGAAAAUUUGGCUUGGCUGGCCAGGGUGUCACAAAAGUCAUUCAAGGCUUUGGACAAGCACAAACAGGCAGUAUCGGACAAGUUGGACAGUUAGGAGCCGGUGAGGCGUCCCAAUUUGGAGGCGUCAGCCAAUUCUCAAAACAAACUAAAUACAGCACAGGCAGGUUGGACUUGGGCCUGGAAAACAAGUCUCCCGUUACCAAGACAGUGACCACCACGUACACAUCGAGUGGUAAGAUUACUGGAGGGAAAGGAACUGGAUCCAGCCAAGACGCUGGCAAACUUAUAACAAACGGUUUUGGGCAGUUUUCUCAAGUUGGCGGUGGCAGUUCUGAACAAUUUAGUCAGUUUAGUACAGGAGGAGUUAAAGGAGUCGGUGGUGCAGGUGGCGCCGGAUUUAGUCAAAUCUCACAAGGACUUGGAGGUAAAGCCACUGGCCAAGGUUUUGGACAAUUUAGCCAAUUCGGAUCAGGAAAAAUCACUGAAGGAAGCCUGAAUUUCGGCACUGAGUUCAAACCAAUUACAAACAGUUUUAGCGCAACAUAUUCCGAAAAGAAAGUGUUCCAAACCGAGCCUAAAAUUAUUACCUACACCACCAAACCGGAGAUUGUAACGUUUACUACGAAACCGGAAAUUGUAACCUUUACUACCAAACCAGAAUAUUUUACAUAUACGACGAAACCUGAGAUAGUCACCUUCACCACCAAACCUGAAUACUUCACAUUUACAACCAAACCCAAAUUAGUAACAUAUACCACCAAGCCCCAAUACAUUACUUACCAGACAUCAGACACCAUCAGCAGCCCUCAGGUCGUAGCUCCAGAGGUCUCCUUCAAUCCCUCAUUCACGGAUGUAGUGGGCAAGCACAAACACAACGCGCAAUGCAAAUGUCUCGAAGGCAAACAGUAAUUUUUUAACUUUCUAAAUUGGUAACACAAUGGAGUAGACGUGCCAUAAACUAAAAAGAACAGUACAAAGGACUCCAGUUCCUAAGUUACCGUAACUUACCUUUUUUAUCUUUUUAUCAACGAACGAAUAUUUUUUUGUAUUUAUAAUAUCUGUAAAUAGGUAGUUUUAAUUACUGGAUUUUUAUGUAUCUUUUUUUAGUUCGCUAAAAUACUGCCACGUUUUAAAAAGUAUUAUUUUCUAUUCUGUUCUUUCGCUUAUAAGAGAAAAAAAAAUGUUUUUUAUAAGAAAAUUACGAUUAGACAUUUGACCAUUUCGACUUCGAUUAUGCCGAAAUGGUCGACUUUCUAAUUUAAUUGGUAUUUUUUUAAAUAUAUAUACAUAAAUAAAUAUAAGAUGUUUUUUAUGAAUACAAUAAGUAAUGUAUGUAUCACGUAUUAUUUUUCUAAUUAUCACAAUAAUUAGGAUUUUAAUAAUUGAAAUAAAUCGAUCUUUCACAAAUAAAA
Manduca sexta (tobacco hornworm) is the source of this 7577-nucleotide messenger RNA. RefSeq lists its product as uncharacterized. NCBI's taxonomy places the organism in Eukaryota, Metazoa, Arthropoda, Insecta, Lepidoptera, Sphingidae. Gene Ontology annotation, biological process: proteolysis. Gene Ontology annotation, molecular function: serine-type endopeptidase activity. The transcript has 14 exons. The coding region runs from base 136 to 7074 and encodes 2312 amino acids. The record is from RefSeq and is a predicted model, not a curated record.